AUGUCUUCGCAGUUAGAACGUAGAAUUCUCGAUCUGUUCGAGUGCCCCGUGUGUUCGGUCCACAUGUAUCCGCCUAUCCGACAAUGUGUCAGGGGCCACACCUUCUGUUCCGAGUGCUUUGACCGCUUUCAGAGGUGCCCCAUCUGCAGAGGAUCAAAAGGAGUUGGCUGCGAUUUUAUACUGGAGAGGAUAUAUCUGAAAUUGACGGUUCCCUGUAGGUAUAACUUCAACGGUUGCAAGUUCAGUGCGAAAGGAUUGACCGUGAAAGACCACGAGAUGUCUUGUGGGUUUUCUUCCGGCAGUAGACCACGUCGCGGAAAUAUAGCGAAGAAUUCGAAGAUACCAAGAAGAAUUCAGUAG
Anoplophora glabripennis (Asian longhorned beetle) is the source of this 360-nucleotide messenger RNA. Its product is annotated as putative E3 ubiquitin-protein ligase SINAT1. Gene Ontology annotation, cellular component: cytoplasm. Gene Ontology annotation, biological process: multicellular organism development; proteasome-mediated ubiquitin-dependent protein catabolic process. Lineage: Eukaryota; Metazoa; Arthropoda; Insecta; Coleoptera; Cerambycidae. The transcript has a single exon. The record is from RefSeq and is a predicted model, not a curated record. Gene Ontology annotation, molecular function: ubiquitin conjugating enzyme binding; ubiquitin protein ligase activity. The coding region runs from base 1 to 360 and encodes 119 amino acids.